Molecule: messenger RNA, 844 nt
Organism: Benincasa hispida (wax gourd)
Lineage: Eukaryota; Viridiplantae; Streptophyta; Magnoliopsida; Cucurbitales; Cucurbitaceae
Product: protein SKIP34
Source: RefSeq, a predicted model, not a curated record
CCCUAAGAGUAACUUAAAAACAAAUUAGGGACAUUUGCUCUAAUUUUGCCUAAUAAUUAUUAUCUAUGGCAUUUUCUCUUACGAUUCUUGAUCAUACUAAUUUGCCGACAUUAAAUUAAGCGUAACCUCCACACCACACCAAACCACCAAAGGAAGAAAUCUAGAUUCCAAAUCAAUUUUACCACCAAACCAAAAUAACGUUCCUAACGGCAGCAACGACGUCGUUUCAGUAGCAAGCUUGAGCUUCAAUCAUACCCAACCUAAGAUCCGUUUGACCGCAAGAUUCGAGAAAUCAGAAGUCGUCAAUCAUAUCAGAACUCAGAGCAGCGAUUUUUAGCAACCCCAAGAACCCGAUUUGUCUAUCCAAAUACCGAUCCACGCCUGCAAAUCAGCCACACUCUUUUCUCUUUCCGAACUUUCUGGCCAUCGUCAAUUUUCAGUCUCCGCCAUGUGUAACGGCCACCACCGAUCUUUGUUCAGAGGUAGCCUUUCUCCCUACCAGAACUCCAUACCGGAAAACGGCGACGCUUCUGUUGUGGACAAUCUACGGGGUCGAUUAGAAGAAACCGAGUUGCGGCUGGCUCAAGUUAGGGCUCGAGAGGCGGAGCUCAGCCGACUCUUGGAGGAAAUGAAACGAUUAGUCUCUGUGAUGGAGAUCCUCGAAAACUACCUGAAACGGCAGUACACCGACCGCCAAGAAUAUGUGAAGAACAUUCCACACUCAAGAUGUUUCAAUGUAAAAAUUGAAGUCUUAUCUAAUAUCAAAUCUCAAAAAGCUCUCUGCAUACCAAGAUGAAGAUUUCAUGAAUGUGAAGCCAAUGACCAAAUUGGUUAUUCCCAGUUC